Messenger RNA from Scedosporium apiospermum, 1299 nucleotides. RefSeq lists its product as uncharacterized. NCBI's taxonomy places the organism in Eukaryota, Fungi, Ascomycota, Sordariomycetes, Microascales, Microascaceae. Bases 1 to 1299 code for a protein of 432 amino acids. The record is from RefSeq and is a predicted model, not a curated record. Gene Ontology annotation, molecular function: glutamine synthetase activity. The transcript is spliced from 4 exons.
AUGAUUGAGGCUCCUACGUUGAACGGCUCCGGCCGAGUCAUUAAUGGAGCUCUCGGCGACGCCCGGGGAGCGACGAUAAUGACCCCGGAAAACAUUGCCACCCUCCUAGCUAACGAUCACAAGGUGAAGGUUGCUGGGCUCGAUAGCGACGGCGUUCUUCGUGGGAAGGUCAUGUCGAAAGAGAAAUUCCUCGUCAGUAUUGCCAGCGGAUUCGCGAUGAGCUCCGCCGUGUUUGGCUGGGAUAUGCACGACGAAUUGUAUUCGAGUGACACAUGCAUCACCAGCGCGCAAGAAGGAUACUUUGAGCUCGAGUUUAUGAAUUUCCAAACGCCAACCGCGGACGGCUACAGCGAGGGCGACAGGUCUAACCACGAUAUAGCAGCAUUUCUCACCAAGAACUCUCAGAAAGCAUUACGCCCACUCACAUCUGGGAUGUUCGCCUAUAGUAUGACACGUCCUGUUGCUAAUAAGGACUAUUUCCACCAGCUGUUCGACUACAGCGAGGAUAUGAACUGUAGAGUGGAGAGCUGGCAUACGGAGAGUGGCCCUGGAGUUUACGAAGCUGCUAUAAAGGUCAGCGAAGUAGAUGAGAUGGCCGACAAAGUAGCCCUUUUCAAACUUCUUUCAAAGGCAACCGGCAUCAAAUAUAAUAUCACGCCAUGCUUUAUGGCGAAGCCGAUAUAUGGUGUCCCGGGCAGUUCCGGCCACAUCCAUGUUUCCCUCACCGACCUGGAAGGCAAGAACUUAUUUGCUCGCGACUCUCCCGAUCUCAAUCCUCAAUGGAGGGAUAUCGCCUACCUUUCUGACCUUGGCCGUCACUUUCUUGCGGGGCUCCUCGACGCGCUCCCAGACAUCAUGCCCAUGUUUGCCCCAACUGUCAACUCGUAUAAGCGUCUCAUCGAGAAUUACUGGGCUCCUGUCGACGUUAGCUGGGGUCUUGAACACCGGUUGGCGUCCAUCCGAGUUAUAACGGCACCCGUAUGCAAGCCCGGAGCCACACGCUUCGAGGUGCGGCUACCGGGGGCGGAUCUGCAUCCCCAUUAUGCCCUUAACGCGAUCGUCGCUGCCGGGUGGCGAGGCGUGAAGCGGAAAAUGGAGAUCUCGAUCCCUCCCGCGGGUUCUCGGAGUCCGGAAGACAAAGCUGCGCGCCUACCAAAGAGCCUCGACGAAGCACUUGAGAGGUUUCGUGCUAAGGGUAGUGUCGCGAGGGAGAUAUUGGACCAAGAUUUCGUAGAUUUCUUCGCCGCAACAAGGGACCAUGAGUUGAAAUUGUGGCGUGAGGCUGUUACCGACUGGUAG